AUGCUUGAAACACAAAUACCACUUACUGUAGAACGGUCAUCUCAACAUUGGAUUUGGCUUAUCGGUCUUAGUAUCACAGCUGGAGUCAUUCUUUUAAUCAUACUUGUUAGUGUUCUUUGGUGUUGUGGCUUUUUUAAACGAAAUCGUCCACAAUAUCCAGUAUUAGCUCAAGAUGACUCUCCAUCAUGUGAAGAUCAAUAUCAAGUAUCAUCAGCUAAAAUAUUCACUAGGUAUCCAUUAAAUGUCGAUAGCGAUGAAUUAUCAAGUGAUGACAAUGAUGAUAAUGAAAUGAUGAUACAAAAUCCGGUCGAUAGUUUACCUAUCGUUAUACCACAAAAUUCAUCUCAUUUUAUUAAACAACAAAAAACUCAAUUUCCCUAUUAA
This is a messenger RNA of Rotaria socialis, 384 nucleotides long. Lineage: Eukaryota; Metazoa; Rotifera; Eurotatoria; Philodinida; Philodinidae. The record is from the annotation of a GenBank genome assembly.